Messenger RNA from Vitis riparia (riverbank grape), 965 nucleotides. RefSeq names its product probable histone H2A.1. The record is from RefSeq and is a predicted model, not a curated record. The transcript has 4 exons. Bases 1 to 765 code for a protein of 254 amino acids. Lineage: Eukaryota; Viridiplantae; Streptophyta; Magnoliopsida; Vitales; Vitaceae. Gene Ontology annotation, molecular function: structural constituent of chromatin; protein heterodimerization activity; DNA binding. Gene Ontology annotation, cellular component: nucleosome.
AUGAGGGGGAGGGAUGCAUCCAUAGCAUCAUCAACACAUGGUCCCAACCUGGAAGAAGCUCAUUUGAUCACCGCCACCGCCACCUCCAGUACCAGGGUAUUUAGCAUUCAUCCAUCCAAUUGGAGUGUGCUAGCUGCAAAGAAAAACGAAAAAGUUAGAGGAAGGAGGUUGAUUGAAAGCAACCAGAGAUAUACAUUAAGGGGGCCACUGUCAGCUGAAAGGGCUCUGUAUAUAUUCUGUGGAUUAAUCUACUUGUGGUGGCAAAGGGAAAAAAUUCUAGAGAAAGCGAAAACAGAGCUUAGAAGAGCACUUUCAGUGGAGGCCGCUGAAAAGGUGAAGAAAGGUGCCAGAGGAAGGAAGGGCGGUGGUCCCAAGAAGAAACCCGUAUCCUGCCCUGUUAAGGCAGGUCUUCAAUUCCCGGUUGGUUGUAUCGGCAGAUACCUCAAGAAAGGUUGUUAUUCUCAACGCGUUGGAACCGGUGCCUCAGUCUACCUCGCUACCAUGCUGGAGUACCUAGCUACUGAGGUUUUGGAGUUGGCUGGAAAUGCAGCAUGGGAUAACCAGAAGCAUACAAUAAUCUCGAGGCAUGUUUUGUUGGUUGUGAGAAAUGAUGAAGAACUUGGGAAGCUUCUAGCUGGUGUCACAAUUGCUCGUGGUGGUGUCCUUCCAAAUAUCAACCAUGUUCUUCUGCCAAAGAAGACUGACAAGGCAGCAAAGGAAUCCAAGUCGCCAUCCAAGGCCACCAAGUCUCCUAGAAAGGCUUAGUUUAUCAAUUGUGUUAGAGAAAGACUUGUCUUCUUCUUAUCUCUCUCAUAAAACGCCACCAGUGCUAACUUCAGUUUGUCAUGGGGACAACAUUUAACGAGGAUGCUAUUAGAAGUCUCCAUUUCCACUUUUCAUCAUUACUCAGAUUUUUUUUUAUCCAUAAAAGUUAGCCAUGAUAUGAAAAACCAUUUUUUAUUCAA